Molecule: messenger RNA, 1182 nt
Organism: Pararge aegeria (speckled wood butterfly)
Lineage: Eukaryota; Metazoa; Arthropoda; Insecta; Lepidoptera; Nymphalidae
Product: transcription factor Adf-1-like
Exons: 2
Coding region: 33-827 (264 amino acids)
Biological process (GO): regulation of transcription by RNA polymerase II
Cellular component (GO): transcription regulator complex; nucleus
Molecular function (GO): DNA binding
Source: RefSeq, a predicted model, not a curated record
UUUAGGGGUGAACUACGUCUGUCUGGCUUAAAAUGUACGACGAAAAAUUAAUCGAAUGUGUAAAGAAGUACCCUGUGCUUUAUGAUAUGUCAGAUCCUAAGUAUUUGGAUUCCAAAUACAAGAUUUCGGUAUGGACUGCAAUCGCAAGUGAAAUUAACGAAACCAGUAACGCUUGUAAAAAUAGGUGGACUAAUAUCAGAGAUCAAUUCAAAAGAAAUCUCAACAAACGUAAAACAAAAAGCGGUCAAGCUGUAUAUAUAAAAAAAUACAAAUAUGAAGAAGAGCUGGAGUUCUUAUUACCUCAUAUACAAAACCGAAACACAGUAAGCAAUGAAUACGAAAGCGUUUCUGAAGAGAGUCGACAUGACAUAGAAUCCAAUGAAACUGCAGAAAAUGACUACGACGUCCCUAUUGUCCCAUUGACAGACAAUCGAACUCAUAAUCAUUCUACGUCUCAGUCAACAUUACAAAAUAUAACUCAAGUCAACGCAUCACAAAGUCGUAAGCGUCACCGAAACCAUGCCUCUCGAUCUUUGGAACAACCUUCAGCUUCCGUGUCACAAACCAUAAUGGAAUAUAUUAUUAAUAAUAAUAAAGAAAAGGCAGAAAACCUUCAUCCAAUAGAUGCGUUUCUCAAAGGUUUGGCACCUACAGUUAAACAAUUUUCACCGUAUUAUCAACAUCUCGCAAGAGGAAGAAUUUUUCAAGUUGUGCAAGAUCUCGAACUGGAGCAGUUAUCUGCUGAACCUAAGUCAUUUGCCGUAUCGUCGCCGUUGCAGUCCUCUCCAAAUCAAUCGCCGGAAUCACCACAUUCACAGUCGCAAUAAAUGGGCAUCAUCUGGCACUUAUUUCAAUCUCUGAAAUUAACACAACUGGCGCCCAAUGAUAGGUACUACAGAAUAUUCUGCAGCAGCUAUUUUUUGUCUUAUUCACUUGCUUUUAUGAAGAUCAACAAGUAGAUAUGAUCUUAGGAUAACUUUAAAACUAAAUUCUUGACGAAAUGUAAAACGAUUGUAGCAAUGAAGAACAAUUCCUUUUUGAAGCACUUUGCCGAUUCAACCCUGAAUAAAUAUUUUGUUGAUUACCUUUAUAUUGUGUUAUUUUAUUACCUGAGACAUACUGAUAUAAUCUUUCGUGCGUAUAUAUAAUCGUAUAUCAGAUAAGCGAAAGCUGGUCUGUAGU